Molecule: messenger RNA, 1931 nt
Organism: Tripterygium wilfordii
Lineage: Eukaryota; Viridiplantae; Streptophyta; Magnoliopsida; Celastrales; Celastraceae
Product: probable E3 ubiquitin-protein ligase RHC2A
Exons: 1
Coding region: 160-1299 (379 amino acids)
Biological process (GO): protein ubiquitination
Cellular component (GO): cytoplasm
Molecular function (GO): ubiquitin protein ligase activity
Source: RefSeq, a predicted model, not a curated record
AAGCUUCAUGUCUCUCUCUCUCUCUCUCUCUCUGACUCUUGAGUGAAUAAUAUGAGGACGAUUAUCAUCAGACUUUGAUAUUUUGAUUAUCAGAUCUGUUGAGUUAUAGAAUGAAAGCUCGAGAUUAAAGCUUUUGGAGACUUUUGAGAUUCGAUUUUGAUGUCUUCACCGCCGACGGCAACGGCGUCGUAUUGGUGUUACAGCUGCAGCCGAUUUGUCAGGGUAUGGAGCGACGAAACCGUUAUUUGCCCGGACUGCAACAGUGGCUUCGUGGAGGAGAUCGAUAACCCGACGCUUGCCACACGAAGGACGUUUCCUGCCGCAGCGAUGUACAUGGUCGGGAACCGAUCGAAUCCCGACCAGAGCCCCACCCCUGCUCUCCGUAGGACCCGCCGUCUACCCGGUAACCGGUCCCCGAUUAAUCCGGUAAUCGUGCUUCGUGGGCAGUCCGAUGGGGACAACGAGAGUCGUGGAUUCGAGUUGUAUUACGAUGAUGGCGGUGGAUCAGGGUUGAGGCCGUUGCCGCCGAGUAUGUCGGAGUUUUUGUUGGGAUCCGGGUUUAAUCAGUUGCUGGAUCAACUCUCGCAGAUUGACAUGAACGGAAUAGGUCGCUGCGAGCAUCCUCCGGCGUCCAAAGCUGCAAUAGAGUCCAUGCCGACAAUAAUCAUCGACGACACUCACAUAGCAAUGGAAUCUCACUGUGCAGUUUGUAAGGAAGCUUUCGAAUUGGAAUCGGAGGCAAAGGAGAUGCCAUGUAAGCACAUCUACCACACUGAUUGCAUCCUACCCUGGCUGUCCCUCCGCAACUCGUGCCCUGUUUGUCGCCACGAACUGCCGGCGGAUAGCCAGGGCUCCCCCCUGUCUAAUCACAGCGGUCGGCUUUUGGGUUCGAGCAACGAAGAGGAGGCUGUGGGAUUGACCAUAUGGAGAUUGCCGGGAGGAGGGUAUGCAGUGGGGAGGUUUUCUGGGGCAAGAAGAGGAGGGGAGAGUGAGCUGCCUGUUGUGUACACGGAGAUGGACGGUGGGUUCAACGGUGGGGGUGUGCCAAGGAGGGUGUCAUGGGGUGCAAGGGGAAGUAGGGGAGGAAGAGAGACCGGUGGGCUUCGUCAAUUAGUCCGCAAUUUGUUUUCUUGCUUUGGGAUUGGUAAUGGAAAUGAAAGUAGGAGGAGUGGAAAUGGGAGUAGGAGUUCAAAUUCGAGCCCAAGCUCGAGCUCAGGUAUGAGGAUUAGGAGUAGUGCUACAUCGGUAAGGAGAAGGGGUAGGGCUGUGGAUUUUGAUAGAGAGAGGAGCAGAUGGUGAAUUAUUCGAGAAACAGAAGUCAUUGAACUCAGAACUUGUGUAUUUUAAAGAGGGAGAAAAAUGAAUGCAAUUGGUGCGCAAUUUACGAGUCUCAAUUUUUAUGAAUUGGGAAAGUGUUACUGAUUCACAGUAAGUAGCUCAAAUCAAGGUAUGUCCGAGAGAAGCAGACGAAUUCAAACAGGGAAAAUGUGGAUUAGUGUUGUUUUCAGGGGAGAAAUUAUUGAAGAAAAUGGGAUAUCUAAGAAGCAGAAAUUGCAGGAGCAGAGGAGCUGAAGGAGUGAAAAUGUGGAGUUAGUGUUUGUUAUCUGGAGAGAAAGCAGGCAAGUGGUCUCCUGUACCAAUGAUAUCGUUAUGAGAGGAUCUGCUCUCCAUUUCUUUUACCUUUUGUUCUCACGUUUUUUCGUUUUCGCAAUUGUUUGUAAUCUUUAGUCAAGCUUGUUGUGUUCCUUCUUCAACAUCAUUCUUUCCGGGAAAAUUUCUAUGAAUGCUAUACAACAGGUUGCUUGAAAUUUAACAUUACAAGUGAUAGCCUAUUUUUUAAUGUUAUAUUGCAUGCUACAAUGGAUGGAUAUAUUUAGUCAGUAGCAUUAAUACUAUGGACGAAUACCUGAAUUUAAGGUUUGCUUUGCCAA